Messenger RNA from Anopheles cruzii, 1206 nucleotides. RefSeq names its product acylphosphatase-2-like. Gene Ontology annotation, molecular function: acylphosphatase activity. Lineage: Eukaryota; Metazoa; Arthropoda; Insecta; Diptera; Culicidae. The transcript has 3 exons. The record is from RefSeq and is a predicted model, not a curated record. Bases 244 to 555 code for a protein of 103 amino acids.
CAGCCGCCAGUUGACGAUUAGUUGGCCAACGGAACGGAAACCAAAGUCGGAACAACCAAAGUGCCUGAUCAAGUGCCUAGGGCUGACCUUGCCAACAGUGUUAAGGAGACCAAACCGAAGCCUGUAGAACUUUUGCCAUAUACUCCGGAGCGUGUGAGGCGAACGUGCCGAUUUGAAGAAGGCAGCAAUCGAUCCGAGUUUUCAGUGUCGUGAGCAAACAAGAAACAACACCGAUCGACCAUCAUGGGUGUGCAGGAUCUGCAGGAUCAUGUGCUGGUGCAGUGCGAUUUCGAAAUCUUUGGCCAGGUGCAAGGAUGUGGCUUCACCAAGCACUGCCGCGACAACUGCCUGGCGCUGAGCAUCAAAGGAUGGGUGAAAAACUCAAAGCAGGGCACCAUCAUGGGCAAAAUGCAAGGCGCCAAGGGUGAUGUCGGCAAAAUGGUCGAAUGGCUGUCGAAAACGGGUUCGCCGGGUUCCAAAAUCGACAAAGCCGAGUUCACCAACUGGGGCACCUGUUCACGUCUUGCUUUCACGGACUACGCCAUCAGGUUUUGAGACAAACGUCCCGCUUCACACUACUUUCUACACUGAACAGUACCGUAUUCUACUUUAAUAGCGCAUAUUUAUCUACUUUAGCUGCUAGAGAACGAUGCCGUUCAUGCAGCGGCAAUGGAAAUUAGAGUAGGGAUCCGCUUGCGUUCUCGACCAGGCGCAGCCGGAGGAUCGAGUGAGAUGUUAGAUAAUUAUCGUUGUAUUUUUAUUAUUAUUUGUCUAUAUCUGUGUCUUUUGGCUCGUCCUGUGGCAGUACAUGAUGAUUCGCCACCGGUCUGCAUCAGCAUUGUAUUCGAUUUACCGGUAAUAGGAGGGUAGGAAUAGACCUUUCCCGAGGAAGCGUGAACCUUUGUCAAACUGCACCCUCUCACGAUUUUGAUUUUGGUUUCCCCAGCAUGGCACCUUAACCUGCACAUCAAAGCAGGCUCAUCCAGUGUCCAUAAUCUCUACAAUAUCACCUUAAAGAAAAAGCACUGCAACAGUCAAAAUCGAAGCGUGUACCGCUGUGCGAUGCAAUUGCAAUUCAUUAUCCACCAUUCGCAAACGAACUGUAUAGGUUAAGGCAUAUUGUAUUGAACUGUAAAUAAUGUGAAACAAAAGAGGGAAAAAGUGCAAUCAGAGAAAUAAACAUUUAAAACCAACCUUAUGGAACGA